UGGAUGAUGUGCUUACACCUUUCUAAAACUGAAGCCAAAUAAUAAUCGCUUUUUUGUCAAAAAAAUGAAUUACGAAGUACAAGGAGCGACAUUAUUCAUUGUUGAACUCUAUACAAAAGGAUAAUUACCCAGUUUGGCACCUGUUAAUUGAGAUAGCUUUGAAAAAAUAAAUAAAAAUUGAGGGUGCUUUGAGUGGUGGACUGGAUAUAGUCCUAGCAGUUUACAUUAUUGCACAAAUUGAUUACCUUAAUAUUCGAGCCUCUGUGGUGUUAGUUUUUUUCCACGCUUCAUUGGUGUAAAACUCUAUAUACCAAUGUCGUUUAUGGCAUGAUUCUUUCUGCUCACACUGUUCCUUGGCCAAUUGCUUUUGAAUGCUGCAGACACAACACAAGGUUGAAAUGGACAAAAGAGAUGGUAUGUUUGGUCCGCAAGUAAUGGCAGUGCCCCCAGUCCAGCAGAUGUCACGCCUUGAUCAGCCUUACCCACCCACAGUUGGAUAUCCUCAACCAGCAUAUGGGCAACCCUAUGGUUAUCCACCUCCUCCUCAGGCUCAAGGUUAUCCACCUGCCGGUUAUCCUCCGCCAGGCUAUCCACCUUCUGGCAAUCAGAGAACACAGGCAGAUAUUGUUUUGAACAUACAACUAGCUUCUUGUCUGUCUGUCCUUCUUCCUCAUUUUUCAAAUGGUGUCCAUCUUAAACCCUUUUUGCCUCGAUCUGAUGGUAUUGUGGAUCAGAGCAAUGAAUAG
Molecule: messenger RNA, 746 nt
Organism: Ilex paraguariensis (yerba mate)
Lineage: Eukaryota; Viridiplantae; Streptophyta; Magnoliopsida; Aquifoliales; Aquifoliaceae
Source: the annotation of a GenBank genome assembly